Messenger RNA from Coffea eugenioides, 1909 nucleotides. Its product is annotated as ankyrin-3-like. The transcript has 2 exons. Lineage: Eukaryota; Viridiplantae; Streptophyta; Magnoliopsida; Gentianales; Rubiaceae. Gene Ontology annotation, cellular component: cytoplasm; nucleus. Bases 1 to 1719 code for a protein of 572 amino acids. Gene Ontology annotation, molecular function: protein binding. The record is from RefSeq and is a predicted model, not a curated record.
AUGCAGCUAUCCUUGUUGGGAGACUCACCCACCACAGUCAGGUGUGCGACCCGGGUCGACCAACGGAUUAGUCAGAGUAAAGCCCCGGAUACCGUGGCAGGCAAAAAAAAAAAAAAAAAAAAAAAAUAUCUCCCCUGUAAAUUCAGUCUUCUCUUUUUUUUCUCCAUUGGAUUUAAAUCCAAGACAUCACCCUCAGACACCAUCAAGGAUUCAGAUUAUGAACAAAGGAAUUGUAAUUGUACCCCUACUGGUGAUACAAACAAUUCAAGCAUUUGUUCAUUAGUUGAGGGAGGACCGGAGGGGCUCAGGAUGGAGAAAUUAGUUGAGGUAUCCGACCAAGAAAUUCGCAUAGAUUUUGCUCUGGGCUGCAAAUGCCGAGUCAAUCUCACUCUCACCUCAGUCAUUCCCGCCGCCCCCGUGGCCUUCAAGGUCCAGACCUCCGCUCCCCACAAGUUCCUCGUCAACCCACCCGCUGGACUCCUCCCUCCCUUAUCCACCGCUCCCUUACAAAUCAUCCUCAAGCCCCAAUCCCUCCUCCCUCCCACCUUCCCCCGUUGUCCUUCCGACCGUUUCCUCAUCAAGACCGCCCUUGCACCCGACCUCACUCCCGAUUCAAUUCACCCCGACUUCCUUACCUCCUGGUUCAACUCCGUCCCCCACCGCCCCACUCGCGACCUCAAGCUCAAGGUUGCUUUUGUGGGCCCGUUGCUUCUCCACCAUGCCUCCGGCAUCGGAGAUAUCGAGGCCGUCAGGAGCAUUAUCAAGCGCCAAAGGUCUGUGGUUGCUGAUCUCUCAACUCGGGAUGCUGAGUCCUUGUAUCGAGCCGCCACUCAGGCCAGGGAAAACUCGGAUGAAAUGGUUAGUCUGCUCGUGGAAGCUGGGCUGAAGGUUGGCGCCCGUGCGGGCUUGGAUGACGCGAGGUUGGCGUCGAAGGGGUGGACGGAGUUACACGUGGCUGCGGCCUUUGAUCGGACGGACCAGGUUGAGAGGAUUGUGAGAAUGAAGGACCUUGGUUCGCUGGAUGGUAGAGAUAAGGAGGGAAGGACGCCGCUGCAUUUGGCGGCAAGCAGGGGACACUUGGGCUGCGCUAAGCUGUUAUUAGGUGCAGGGGCGAGCGUGGACGCGAGAUGCAGAGAUGGUCGCACGGCUUUGUUUAGGGCCGCGGCGACUGGACAUCGUCAGAUGGUGGACAUGUUAAUUGAGAUGCAAGCCAACCCAAAUAUAGCAGAAAAAGAUCUGGGCCGUUCAGCUAUUGAUGUUGCACGAGAUAAAGGACACUUUGAGGUAGCGAGAGUGCUUGAGCGAGGCGAAGCAGUGCUUCAUGCUGCGAGACGUGGAGAAUUGAAGCUGCUUGAGUCACUGCUAGAGACGGGUGCAUCCAUGAACUUCUGUGAUCAGUAUGGUUUGACGGCAAUACAUAUGGCUGCUAUCAAAGGGCACAAAGAUGCAGUUAUGACACUGGUUGAAUUUGGGGCUGAGUUGGAAUGCCAGGAUGCUGAAGGCCACACCCCGUUGCAUUUGGCUGUUGAAGGUGGAUGCUUCGAGACCGUGGAGGUGCUGAUUAAUCGAGGAGCCAAUGUUAAUGCCAAGAGCAAGAAAGGUGCUACUCCUCUUUACAUUUCAAGAAUGAUGGGGUAUGAAGAUGUAUCACGCCUUCUCAGUGACAAAGGGGCUGCUUCUUCGGUUUCCUCAACUUCACCCUCUUCCGUACUGUUUUGACAAUGUAGCCGUGCGAUGGUACCAUUGAUUAUCUUGAUUCUGUGUCGGAUGCUCAAUCUCUCUAGUUUUAUCUCCCACACUUGCUAAAAAUCAUGAGUAAGCGUAUGCAGAUUGCAGAGCCUCCUCCCUUUGUAGGAUAUUAACUUACCUGCCUUGAAUCUUACUGCUUACUAUCAUUUCAAAAUGCCUA